AUGGAUAUUUCUCUGAUAUCUGUUAAUCUUGCAACCGCGGCGGUAGAAGGUGUUUUAUACGGUGUAUUCCUCAUCCUCGACGUAACGUCGAUAGCGUUACUCUUUGCUCGCGAAACUUACAUCUCAAGAGCCACUCGCCCAUCUAGUUUUCAGGCCAUCCGACGGCCCAUGUUUAUUGGCGCGGUCAUAUUGCUUGUAUCGGUCACGGGGCAUUGGAUUUGCACAGUUAUCCGGCUAUUCGACGCUUUCGUCAAAUUUGAAGGCGGAACCCAACCUUUGAAGUACUCUGCAAACCUCUCGCAGAUCACAGAGGUUGUGAAGACAGGUUUUCUGAUAGGAUCGGUGGUAACUAGCGACGCCAUGAUUAUUUAUCGCCUUUGGGUCGUCUGGGGAUAUAACUACCGCGUCAUCAUAUUCCCGCUGGGUACAUUGGUAGGGCUUACCGUAUGUGGUGCUGGGAUCACGUACCAGUUCGCAAAGUAUACCCCCGGUCAGGAUGUCUUUGCUACAGCCGCAGGGAGAUGGAUCACCAGUGAUUGUGUUUUCACGCUUCUGACCAACGUCUAUAGCACAACCAUGAUCGCUUGGUACAUUUACAGAACACAUAGGGCCGCAUCGUCUGCUGACGGAGCUGGGCAAAGUCUCAUGGUAUCCGUACCGACUGACAAACCUCUCAGAACAUGGACCACUCUCUUCAUGAUAAUCUAUCUGACAAAGACCAAUAUUCAAUUUAAUAUCGUCGAUUUUUGGCCCGAGGCAGCAGGCAUUGCCUUCAGCUUGAUCAAUGUUCGUGUUGGACUAGGCUGGGCACAGAAAGCAGGAACAUCAACACUAGGGGGGUCUUUAAGCUCUCGAAGUGGCUCUGCGCCCGGUACUGAAUUCCCCUUAUGUCCAUUAACGAUCAACAUUUCGCAAGCAAUGGUCAAGGAUAGCGGAGAAUGCCAGACAAACGACAAGAACCCGAUCCCCAAGUCAAGAGGUUAUGAGAAUUUGGAGGCCUGA
Messenger RNA from Desarmillaria tabescens, 1002 nucleotides. RefSeq lists its product as uncharacterized. NCBI's taxonomy places the organism in Eukaryota, Fungi, Basidiomycota, Agaricomycetes, Agaricales, Physalacriaceae. Bases 1 to 1002 code for a protein of 333 amino acids. The transcript is spliced from 7 exons. The record is from RefSeq and is a predicted model, not a curated record.